This is a messenger RNA of Dermacentor albipictus, 2442 nucleotides long. RefSeq lists its product as uncharacterized. NCBI's taxonomy places the organism in Eukaryota, Metazoa, Arthropoda, Arachnida, Ixodida, Ixodidae. The record is from RefSeq and is a predicted model, not a curated record.
AUGGCAGCUGCACUGGGCACGAUUGGGGAAUUCGUUCCGACGGAGGCGCCGUCUUGGCCCUUGUAUUUGGAGCGCCUCAAAUUUUUCUUUCAAGCAAACGACAUCGACGGUAACGAGAAGACGCGAGCAACGCUCUGCAGCGUUUGCGGCCCAGCAACGUAUGCCAUCGUGCGUUCCCUUUGUUCUCCGGACGCGCCGUCGGCGGUGGCCCACGAUGAGAUCGUCAGGCGUCUCUCAAACCACUUCUCGCCGCGACCGUCGGUGACAGUUCAGCGUUUCAAGUUUGGCACGCGUCAGCAGCAGCCCGGUGAGUCAAUUGCCGACUACAUCGCAGAACUGCGAUGUCUCUCGGAACAUUGUGAUUUCGGUGCGUCGCUCGACGACAUGUUCCGCGACCGACUGGUGUGUGGGGUGCGAAGCGAGACUCUUCAGCGUCGGUUGCUGGCGGAGCCGGAGCUUACGUUUGCGACAGCUCGGGAGAAAGCCAUUGCCAUGGAAUCUGCGCAGCGACAGACUGAGCAAAUUCGCGGCAGUGCCACAUCGUCUGAAGUAUGCAGCGUGAGCGGGAAGCGUUUCGACCCAUGUGUUACGAAGGUCUCGGCGCCGGGGACAGCCAAGGAGGGUACCCAGAAGCAGGCGGCAAGAGCAUGCAGGAGGAAGGCUACAGCUCGCGCUUCGGCUGAACCGAACUCUCCGAACGGAAAACGGGCCAAUGGAGGCCGUCACAAGAAUGCUGCGUCGGACGUAUACGACGUGUUCGUACUGUCUGGUGAGGAGCCACCCGUGAGAGUGGACGUGCGCGUCAACGGAAGUCCCCUAGAGAUGGAGGUGGACUCGGGUGCAGUGUGUUCAGUCAUCAACGACCGGACUAUGCGGAAGCUGGGAAUAUCGAAAAGGGCGUUGCGCCCAAGUAGCCUUCACCUCCGAGCUUACAAUAACAAGGAACUACGAGUGUUGGGUGAAUUGACCGUGACGGUGGAAUUUAGGGGGCAGGAACAUCGCCUGCGAUUGGUGGUGGUUAAGGGUGCUAGUAUCGGACUUAUCGGUCGGGACUGGUUCAAGUCCUUGGGAAUAAGUCUGAGUGGCGUUCACAGUGUGUGCGAGCCGAGUAGAACUGGCAGUAAAGGAACAACGGCCUUGCUCAAGAAGUAUUCUUCAGUCUUUGAGCCUGGACUUGGGACAAGUAGAGGGCCUCCUGUACACAUAGAGGUGAAACCGGCAGCUCCGCCGCGAUUUUUGAAGCCACGGCAAGUACCGUUUGCAUUGAGACCGAAGGUCGACGAAGCACUGGACAGGUUGGUGAGCCAAGGCAUUUUCCAGCCUGUACGGCACUCGAAGUGGGCAACACCGGUCGUUCCAGUUGUCAAAAAAGAUGGAUCGAUAAGGAUCUGCGGGGACUACAAGAGCACCGUCAAUCGUGUGGUGCAGUGGGAAACGUAUCCUCUGCCAACACCAGAGCAGCUGUUUGCCAGGCUGGCAGGUUGCUCGAAGUUUUCAAAGCUAGACCUCGGACAAGCGUAUCAACAGAAGACUGUUGAUGAAGAAACAGCUGACUUGUUGACGGUGACAACACACCGGGGACUUUUCCGCGUAACCCGUCUUCAAUUUGGCGUGGCAGUGGCAGUGGCUAUUUUUCAGAGGUACAUGGAAGAACUGUUGCAUGGAAUUGAUGGUGUGCUGGUGUUCUUGGAUGACAUCUUGAUCGGUGGAAGGGAUGAGGCACAGCACUAUGCUCGUUUGCAAGAGGCGCUCAAAAGAAUCCACGAAGACGGUCUGCGACUGAAAUUUGACAAAUGUCAAUUUUGUGUUGAGGAAGUGUGUUACUUGGGAUUUAUCGUGAACUCUGCAGGUGUGCAGCCGACAGAAGACAAGUCCAGUGUGCAGCAGAAACAGGAGCAGGUGAUGCAGCGCCGUAACCAGGCAGUGCGACUGUUUGAAGUGGGGGAUCGAGUGUUUGUGCGCAACUAUCUCUAUGGGCCCAAGUGGUUGCCGGGCAUUGUGGAUUCUGUCACUGGACCAGUGUCGUACUUGGUCGUCACCAAGGAUGGAAAUCGGUGGAGACGGCAUGUUGACCAACUCAGAAGUCGUUCUGCCAGUUACGCAUUGGACACUGUAAUGUGCGAGGAGGAGGAAUCGUUGGUUGCUUUCCCGGCAGGGUGUUCCGAAAGCGGCAUUCCUUCAAGCCCAGAGGACCCUGGAAGACGGAACCCAAGAGAAGUACGAGAGGAGGCUGCAACACCCAGUACCAAACCUGUUUCCUGUGGUGAGGACAGUGAAGUCAGCGCAUCCCGGGACCAGGGAGAAAUACGAGAAGAGGCUGCAACACCCAGUGCCGAACCUGUUUCCUGUGGUGAGGACAGUGAAGUGAGCGCACCCCUUCAAGUCCAGCGACCACAGCGCCAACGCAACCGUCCUGCGUAUCGGAAGGACUACGUGACGUAG